This is a messenger RNA of Oikopleura dioica, 1113 nucleotides long. The record is from the annotation of a GenBank genome assembly. Lineage: Eukaryota; Metazoa; Chordata; Appendicularia; Copelata; Oikopleuridae.
AUGGCGGAUGCUGAAAUUGAGAAUAAAGAUGCCCUCGAAGCUAAAAAGGAAGCAGAAAGGCAAAAGAUCCUGGGAAUCGAUGAGUCGAAGAUCUUAGCUGAAAUGGCCGAGGAUGACCUGCAAAAUCUUCUUUGCGACAUCGCUGAUAUGGAUCCGGACAACACGAUGCUCCCUGUCGGACAUCGUCAACGAGAUCAUACCAAGAAAGAGCCAACUGGCCCACUUGAUCGGGAGAAAUUGAUGAACUCGUUGGAGGAAACCGCGCUGGAAAUUCCCGAUAAGGAGGAAGAGGUUCCAUUUGUUCCGGGAACGAAGAAAGGAAAAGUCUUCAAGCAAAAGGAAAAGAUCGUGUCAGACAAUCCGUACGCGCUCGAGGACGGCGCGACAGCUGAAGACAACUUGGAGCCAGAAGUGAAGCAGGCACUUGAAAAUGCCACUGACUUGGAGCUCACUGACCUUGCAGCUGUAUUAGGGCUCUACAAGAUGCUGAACAACCAGCAGUACUAUGACGCGCAAGGGGCGGGCGAUCAAAUGGUCUGUACGGAGAGUUGGAAGGACAACACUUUGUGCAAACUUCCCUUGGCGUCGCUCGAUGACGAACCAAACGCGAUAGAUGUUGAAGCUGCUCUCGAGCAAGUCAAAAAAAAUGACAGCUCGCUCACUGAACUCAAUCUCAACAAUGUUUAUAAUAUACAAAUAGACACCAUCGUUGAAUUUUGCGAAGCACUCAAGUCGAACACGAGCGUAAAAUCCUUCUCGAUCGCCAACACCAAGUCCACUGAUGUCGUCGCUCAAGCUCUGGCAGCAGUCCUCUGCCAAAAUUCGACCCUUUCGAGCCUCAACAUUGAAACAAACUUCAUCACGACCGAGGGAAUGCUAGCUAUUGUCGAAGCUCUUUCGGCAAAUACAACUCUUUCCGAAAUCCGGUUCGCCAAUCAGCGCCAAAAACUUGCAGGAAAGUUCGAAGAAACGCUGAAAAACGUGCUCGAAGAGAAUACGUCCAUCAAAAAACUUGGCUAUCAAUUUAGCUGUCCCGGACCACGACACAUUUGCGGCCAGUUGAUCACUAGAAAUGUCGAUCUUGCUCGUCAAAAACGAACGGGCAAGGCCUGA